Molecule: messenger RNA, 1986 nt
Organism: Diutina rugosa
Lineage: Eukaryota; Fungi; Ascomycota; Pichiomycetes; Serinales; Debaryomycetaceae
Gene: NRP1
Product: Nrp1p
Exons: 1
Coding region: 1-1986 (661 amino acids)
Molecular function (GO): RNA binding; 3'-5'-RNA exonuclease activity
Source: RefSeq, a predicted model, not a curated record
AUGAGCGACAUCUACGUGGUGGUGCAUGUGGCCACCACCUGCGACGAGUCGACCACCUACGUCACCAAGGACCUGGCCGAGGUCAUCGAGUGGGCGUGGGCCGUCGUCGACGCCCAGCUGCUCGCCACCGUCCACCGCCAGCUGGUGUUGGUGCGCCCGGUCAACACCCCGAUCACCCCCUACUGUUCCCAGCUCCACGGGGUGCUGUGGGAACACGUGCGGGCCGCAGGGCUGUUUAAGGACGCCGUGCAACAGUUUGACGCCUACGUCCAGCGGGAGCUCAUCGGCAAGGGGCUCGAGUUUUCCUUCGUCACCGCCGACAUCGCCAAGUUGAGGGUGCAGCUCCCACGCGAAGCGAGAGAUAAAGGGGUGGCGCUACCCGCCUACCUCCAACACCCCCGAGUUUUCGAUUUGGCGGUGGAGUACGCCAAGUGGCAGCAGUACCACCCGGAACUGUUGCUGUACCCGCCGUCGUCGCUUCAGAACGUGAUCACCGCGUUGGAGGUUGAUGUCGACGACAACUCGCCCACGGCAGAAACGAAAGCGCCGCUGACAGUGCACAUCUACACUCAAAUUCUCGCCCAAUUGGUGCGCAAGCUGAUGCCGGUGGAAGACCACCCGCUGGUGCUCACCAAGCCCUACGACCUGGCCCAGGACGUCAAGGUGUUCCUCCAGGAGCGGCUGAAGAUCUUGUACUUGGCGAACUUGCCCCCGGGGACCACCCAGCUGGAGUUGGAGCUGUGGUUCACCCAGUUUGGCGGGCGCCCCAUCGCGUUCUGGACGCUCAAACACGCCGACGCCGACGGCGGCGCCUCGCUGGCGCCGAAGCUGUGGCGGCUGGGCGCCAACAACGGCCACGGCAUCGCCGGCUUCGCCGUGUUCGGCUCCCACGAAGAGGCGACGGAGCUGUUGGCGAUGAACGGCAGAGUGCUCAACGACCGCGCCAUCGAAGUCCAGCCGCUGCUGACGCGGGUGCUCGACCUGGCCGCCGAAGUAUUGACGCCGUUCCCGCCGUCGAAAAACCGCCCCCGCCCCGGCGACUGGACGUGUCCCCUGUGCGGCUUCAGCAACUUCCAGCGGCGCACCCACUGUUUCCGGUGCCUGUUCCCAGCGCUGCUGGCAGUGGCGAUCCAGGAACUGAUCUACCUGCUGGGCCAGCCGCUGCUGGCGCCGCCGAGAAGACAGACGGACCCGGACNCGAUCCAGGAACUGAUCUACCUGCUGGGCCAGCCGCUGCUGGCGCCGCCGAGAAGACAGACGGACCCGGACAAACAGUUCAACACCAACCUCAUCAACGCCGCCGCCGCCACCGCGUUGUCCUACGGCAACUACGGCAACUACCAGGCGCCGGCCCCGCAGCCACGCCAGCCGUACCCGAAUAACGUCCCGUUUCGCGCCGGCGACUGGAAGUGCGACGUGUGUAUGUACCACAACUUUGCCAAGAACAUCUGCUGCUUGAAAUGCCAGCUGACGAAACCGGCGAUGCUCCAAAACCACCCGCACCACCACCACAACCCGGUGGCGCACCCGGUGAACCCGACGGCGGCGGCGAUCGCCGCUGCCACCGCCCUGGGCCAGCCGUUGCUGGUGAACGGGUUUGUGGCGCCGCCGCUGCUCUACCUGGCGCUGCUGCUGAACGGGCUGACGCCGCACAAGCUGCUGCGCAACAACCUGUUGACCUACGCCAAGCAGAAGCCGCAGCACACCGGCGACUCCCUCGCGCUGAUGGGGCUGGGGCUGAUGGGCCUGUUGGGCAGCUCCGUUGCCGAGCUGUUCAACACGCAAAAGUGGGGGCCCCCGGCACCGCCGACGGUGAAUCUGGCGGCAGCAGCGGCGGCAGCUGCGUUGGGGCAAAGAACCCCUCUGCGGCAAUCGUUCCCGUUCCACGGGCAACCGCAUCAGCAGCAACAGCAGCAACCGCAACAGGGCCAGUCGGAUCUGGCGUUCAAUCUUUUGGGAUCUAUGAACUCGUUGAAUCUUAACUAA